AUGACGUCGGCACAAAUGAUAAAAGAAAUUGUUGAAGGGCUGAACAAGCCUCCCUUCUCCAUGAAAACCAGUCUCCUGACAUUUGAUCAAGAAAAACCAGCUUACCUAGCGAAAUUCCUGGUGAAUAUCGAUGUUCCAGUCGAGUUCCUGGCGAAAGACAGCCACUUGGCAGACGCGUAUCAUGAGUACAAAGAGCUGCAGGAAAAGUUCAAAAUCUUCCAUUCUUCGAUGGAACAAGCCCAGAGCAAAAGUGGAGGCUUCACCGAUUGCAAGCAGGAAAUACAGCGACUCGAAAAAGAGACGUUUAUCGAUCCCCAGUCGCGCCUGCAUGGACUGGUGGUUGGUCUCUUCAUCUCUGGACAGGGUUAUCUGACGAGCUUCCUCAGCGUGGCGAGGGAACUGAGGAUGGCGCAAGUUGAAGAGACAACCCUUGCCUUCAGAUCCCAGCAACAGACGGACUAUUUCGACUACUUGACAGAUCAACUGGACACAACCAGGAAUCAGCUGCAGGCGCUGCAAGCUCUGACGGGUGACCCGGAACGAGGUACCAAGGAAUUCCUUGAAGUACUCCAUAAGGAAGAAAGAAGGACCGAAGAAGCUUUUGCUUCUUGUGUUCGCCAGCUCCAGCAAAAGCAACAGCGUCUAGUUGAGGUGAACGAGGCCGCUUCAGGGCCACCGCCCCGACAGGAGACUCUCCUGGAAUUGCAAUGCGAGUUGGCCAGCUUGCAGGAAGAGACCCGCGCGACCCAGGCCGCUUCCGGCGAAGAGCUUCAGCUUCUGGUUGAGAAAAAGAAGUCGCUGGAGCAGGAAGUUCAGCGAAAACUGGCAGCGCAGCAUGCCGCCACCCUGAAGCGCUCUGCCGCUGAAAACGAGUUCAAAACUGCCCGCGGCUACUGUUUUAUGAGCAAAGAAGAAUUUGCAACGUACGCUGACAUGCUUCGGCAAAAGACCAACCUGUUCAAAACACUGAAACUCAAGGAAGCGGCGGCCGAGGAAGCUAACGCUAAAGCGAUAGAAGACCUCGUCCGUGAGCGCGGCGUCCACGGCUUCCAAGAGAGGCAGGUGGAACUGAAAAGCGUCGACGCGUCGCUCGCCGCAGCCGUACGCGAAAGGACCGUUCUGUCUCUGCGGGGUAUGGCCGCCGGCGUUGCAGGCGACGUGCUCCAGCGUCUGGAUGAGGUCCGCAGCAGGGUUGAGCAGGAGAGAAAGAAAGCGCGCGAGGAACUCGCACCUCUUCUCGAGCAAGUCGACAGAAAAAAGGAGGAGGAAGCGGAACUGAAACGCGUGUAUGACGCGAAGAAAAAGGCAUACCUCGACCUCAAAGCAGAACUCGAGAAACCCGUGGAAAGCUUAAGAGCUACAGUGGCGGCUCUUCAGGCAGGCAUUGAAGCGCUCGUUGCCGAGCAACACGAGAGCAGCCUAGAGUGCAAGAAGGCAGUGCAGUUCCUCGAAAGAGCUGAGAAAGAGCAAAGCAACCUGAUUCCCGCGAUUGUGGCUCUCGUGUCGGUUUGCGGCAGAUCGCUCGAGCAGGGGAACAAGCUGAAGCUCUGCGCCAAGAAGAGCGCCAUCUGCUGA
Neospora caninum is the source of this 1575-nucleotide messenger RNA. RefSeq lists its product as hypothetical. The record is from RefSeq and is a predicted model, not a curated record. Bases 1 to 1575 code for a protein of 524 amino acids. The transcript has 13 exons. Gene Ontology annotation, biological process: cilium assembly; intraciliary transport. Lineage: Eukaryota; Apicomplexa; Conoidasida; Eucoccidiorida; Sarcocystidae. Gene Ontology annotation, cellular component: intraciliary transport particle B; centrosome; cilium. Gene Ontology annotation, molecular function: tubulin binding.